UUACACAGCUGCUUCGGUUUGUGCUGGAAAUCGGGUGUGGCUAAUGCAAAGACCGAGCAUUUGGGCAACGAGGCAGCGUUACCGGAAUGCUGGACUCCAUGGACGCCAAUUCUCCGCUGCGCAAUCGUCACGGCUGUGGUCCGGGAAGGAUACGUAGUAGCCACACAAGACUUAGUGUGUAUAGGCGCAGACGGCAUAAAAGAGCCGAUCAACAACUGCUGCCUGGCUCAGGCAGCUUGGAGAAUUUGAAAGGGGUUACCGUCGGCGACGUCCAUCAUCAUGGUGUUGGCGGUCAUGCUUCUUCAGCGCACACGCUUGGAGAACCUCCUCUCGAGAAGAGUAGGUUGUUGACCAUGGAUGGUGCCACGUCGUCCUCCGCGAGCGCCCACUCAGCGCCGACUCCUCCAUUUGCCCCUCCAUCAAGUGCUUACUCGUGGGGCUUCAGUCUGUGUUCCUCGAGCAGUCAUCCAUGCCCUUCGCAAGGACCAAACCCCAUUACCGACCGUAGUACGGGUUCGUUUGGGCCUGCAGCCGCUGUCCACCUCCCCGGGAACUUAGGAGGACAACGCCCUGUCGGCGCUGUCGCCUAUGAGUGCAACAUAGGGACCAAACAGAAUGAAGAUGGUCAUCGGCAUGGACCAGGUGGUGACGGCCACAGACAAGUCGAAGAAGACAGCGAUGGCGAAGUUUGUCUUAUAGACAUGCAGUCCGUCGAGCACUAUAGAGUUUCCUCCGAGUCGGACCAGGCUCGAGCUGACCAUAGGGUACAGUGGAAUCUCUGUGGCGAUUCGCGAAUCGGCUGGAGAGGCGUUGAAUUGCAUCAAAAUGAGAAAGACUACGGGGAGAAGAAGACGGAGGAAGGGGAGGGGGAGGGGGAAGGGGAGCGGGAGAAAGGAAACAUGGCAAGUGUUAGAGCACAGCUGGAAGCAAUCAGGACCGAGCCGGGAUCUCUAGCAACUGCAGUUCAUCAUGAUCCGUCUGGAUCUGGGCUAGGACCACAGACGUUCCCGGGAACGAACCGGGAUCUGUACUCUUUCAGAGCUACAGAUCCGUUCCUCCCGCCAAGGUUGUACCCGACUCAGCCGACUGCCGCAGACGACCUCGCCCCUACUUGUAAGGCCUCUACUGCUCAGUAUCUGAUCCCUCCCACUACUGAAGUGUGUUCGUACACCAUGCUCCUUCUUGGAUUGGACGUGGCUAAUGAGCUGGGUGGUAUGCACUCGGAGUUCGACAUGAAGGUCGACGAUCAACCCGAAGCUAGCUCCGAGGCUACGUUGCAUGCGCAAGGUGUGCUGGCUCCAAUUCCCAUGCACGACCUGGAUGUCGUACUGAAUCAGCUAUCUUCUUCCCUUAUCAAGCGCGACGAGUGCCGUUCGCCAUUCGAAUCCAAGGAUUGCUCCUCGGUCAUCGACGAGAGCGAUGACGAGGCAGCCUGUGGCAGGAUCGAGCCCCGACGCUCCUCCCUCCUAACGGAGACUGCGGAUCAUCAUGGCGCCCAUGAAGGCUGGCAGGUGAGCUGGCGAUGCCUUUCUGGCUCAACAGACGCAGAGGAGGACAAUCUUUGUGCGGCUGGAGGGGGAAACGGAAGAGGAAGUGGCGGAGCGGGAGGAGAAGGAGGAGGAAGAGGAGGAGGAGGAAGAGGAGGAGGAGGAGGAGUUGGUUCUCUCAACAGACGUCGCCCGCCGGUCAUCUGCGUUGACAGCGCCCGACGACGAGCGGCAGCAGCCGGGGUCGAGCUCAAGGGAGAUGCCGGCGGGUUGCCGUCUACCCCGACCAGUUUGUUAUCAGACCGGUGCUUGAUGAGUCCCUCAGUUUCUCCAUCGUCCGACACGUGGCACACAGCAAACAACUGGCCCACUCCGCGUUUCACAGACAGAUCAACCUUGUCACGUCAGACGAGGAUUCUUCCCAGCCCUGGGAGCACGGCCUCUAGCGACCUCCGAUGGAAUGGACUUUGUCACGGGUCCGAACAUGGUCCGGGAACUGGUCCGGGAACUGGUUCUGAACCUGGUUUGCAAUCUGGUUUGGCAACCGCUUUGGGACCUGGUCUGGGAUCCGACUUGGUAUCAGGUUUCAGGUCCGAAUACGGUUCCGUAUCUGCACCGGGAACUGGUUCAAGACCUGGUUUGCCAUCUGGUUCGGCAACCACCUUGGGAGCUGGUUUUGGACCUGGUUGUGGACGUGGUUGUGGACCUGGUUUGGGAUCUGGUCAAGGAUCCUGCUCUGUAUCUGGUUUGGCAUGUCUUGCGGUACGCCCGGCCGGAGCUGGGAUGGAAUCCGCGACCGGAUCUGGGGUGGGAUCUCACGUGGGGUCGGGAUCUGUUGUGGAUCAACUAAGCAGCAACAACACGAACCUGGAGCGCUCCACGUGGCGCCUUGCUGGCCCCACGGGGAACAUUAGCCUGAGUGGACGUGGCGGCUUAGCGCCCGUCGACGUCGCGCAGAUCCAUGGUCAGGAGGGAUUGCCAGUUGUUGUAAGUGGAGGAAUCGCGAACACUCAGUCCAGAUCUCCAGCCGAAACUCAACGCUGCACAAUCGACGGCUACGCGCUUCCAGCUGACCUGAAGGCAAGCAGCAUGGGAACGGAUGGAGCAGAGGGAAGAAAGGAAGAGGAGGCAAGGGUGCCAGGUGAGCUGGGACCGAGAUCUGUCCGAUAUGGGCUUGAAGGAGGUAUGACCAGAGGAGUGGGGGCGGGAGCGGCGCAACCAUUUGCCGACAUGAGGUCGUCGUAUUCGUUGCCAGCAGCUGGGAGAGGGGAGGGAGAAUCAAAGGCAGCAGGUCGUCCGACCGGAGAGGGCAGCUCAGAGGUUAGAACGAGGGAUAACCUCGUCGAGCUGCGGAGCAACCCCUUGAACGUGAUGCAACGAGAAGGAGAACCUGGAGGAGGAGGAGGAGGAGGAGGAGGAGGAGGAGAGGCAGGAGGAGAGGCUUGGGAGGGGCGGGGAACGGAGCAAGGAGAAGGAGAGAGGUAUGCUGCCUCAGCCGUGGAUAUACUGGAAGGCGAGAGAGAGGGGCGCGGAGAGGUCAACGUACACGAGAGAGAGAGACAGGGAGGAGAGACGGGAGCCGCUGUCAACGAUCGGGGGGUCAUCAGAGCAGCAGGAGGGGGAGUAAGAGGAGGAGGAGACGGCAGAGGAGGGAAAAAACCACCACCGGAGGAUGACGCCGCACGGAAUGCGCGACAAACAGAAGUGUGCGACUCUAGCAAUCCGGCGAUGUGUGUCGCGCAAGUGCCGCCGGUCAGAACGAGGUCGAACUGCGAGCAUGAAGGUGUGAGAGCGGGAGAGGUAGGUGGCGUCUUGCCGGCCCGAUCAGAAACGCAGGGAGGAAACGAGAGACGCGAGGAGGUGGAGAAGGGAGGGGCGACAGCACAGUACCAAGAACAGAAGAAGAAGAAUGCUGAGUUCUCCUCACUUCGCGCGCCGUAUACAGUCAAGGCAAUACAGGCCGACGUGGGGGAGGGCGAGGCAAGAGGAGGCCUGCCAUCAUCCUCCAAUCCACCCGUGAAUGAUAAUAGCCCCCACUGCGGGGAGUCUGAGAGACAGCCUGAGCUUGAUCAGCUGCAAAAGCAACCACCACAUACCGAGGACAGCACUGCCGACACGUCGGAUCGAAAUCGGGAUCGGGAUCGAGAUCGAAUCGCUGCAGAAGCACGCGAGAAGAAGGGUACUUCCCCACAGAGCUCGAAAAGGAAGUGGUCUUCCUCCCCGGGACCGUAUGAGCUAGGAGAGCAGCUAGCUGUGGCGAAUAUUGACCCGCCUACCGGUCGCCCUCAUGCUCGUCCUUCGACUGGGAGCUUUGCUACACGCAGCGGGUUGGUCGGUGAUGCGCAUCAAGGCGGAGCCGUUCUUAGCAGCACUAACGGAGAGAUGGAAGUGUGCAGCAAUUUCAACCCUGUAGCAAGAGCAGGAAGACAAUCAGCCAUAGCCGGCCUCGAGAAAGAGUGUGGGGACUGCGGCGGAAGAGCAGUGGCGGCCGAGAAGCUCGGCUAUGGCAGCCAAGGAGGGAGCGGGAACACUGAGGACGACGUGAGUGACACUCGGCUCUUGCUUUUCCGCUCUGGGUCAGAUGAUAUGGGUAUGGAGCCCCUCUCCAUUGGUGAAGAAGAUUCAUACAUUCAUAGCUUGCACUGGGUUGGGGUAGCCCCCCCCCUCUCUCUUGACGAAACUUCCUUCGGGCAGGAAGAGGAAGGCAACGUCAGAGAUACACCCUUUGAAGAUGAUGGCGAUGAAGGAUUCGCCACGGCGACCUCGACGUUGAUCUCCGUGCCAGAAUUGACGUCCCCGUACAGCAGGAGCCCCACUUUCAUGCCCAGCGAUGGUGGCUCCGGCUCGAUUCAACCGCAAAAGGGGAGAAUGAAUGACCCUCAGGGAUUCUCCUCCUUCCCUGCAAAUCCGAGAGACACCACCCUCACACCAGAUCAUGGAGGAUUCGAUCUACCUGAGGAUCAACAUUACGGCGGUGGUCAUGCUCAUCGGCUUUCUCCUGUGGUUGUUGCGCCCCCUACGCCUCCACCAACUCCUCUGGCUCCUACCCCUCCCCCUCCCCCUCCUCUUCCUCUUGCUCCUCCUAUUGCUCCUAAUUUUGAUCAAUACCAGAGUGAACGGUUGGUUCAGCCGCUGAGCGGAAUGUUCUCUGCACUCGAGGGGUCGUUUCCGUUGUCGUCAACGAGUGUAACCAAUGUAGGCGCACCUAAUUUGCAUGCACAGCUCGCCCCUCGCUUUGGGUCGAUGAGAGGAGGAGGCGAAAGAGAAGGAGUGGGAGGGGUAGAGAGGGAAGACGCAGGUGAACGAGGAGGAGGAGGACGAACACGAGAACGAGGGCUCGCUACACGAGAUCGUCGAGAUGGAGGGGGGGAAGCGCAUGGUACAGGCGGCGGGAAGGAGGUGAGUUAUCUGAGGGCAAAGUUUGACGACGAAGAGCAGCUGCAUGUUGACCCCCAGUGUUCCUGGCUCGGCACGAGCGACGGAGGAGGGUUGCAGAUCCAUGCCGAUCAGGUCAACAGGGAGGGGAAGGGUGAGCGGCUGCUUAGUCAGUCAUCGGACGAAGCGCAGAGUGACACGUGGGCGAUCCCCAGCGAUUCCGCCCCGCGCAGAAGUGCAACCUUAUCUGCUGAAGAAGUGCAUUACGACUCCGCCGUGGAAUGGUCAGUCAUUGGUCAGGAUCAGGUUCCGGACGAGCUUCCAGAACUGGGAAACGACUGCCGAAAAGGGGCAACGGGAUCCCAAGCUGCUUCGGGAGCUCAGUACGGAGCUGCUGCUAACGUCAACAAUGUCAUGGAAACAGUUCCGCCCGUGUCCAAUCCAGAGCUGGAAGCGCCGGCCGUGCAGGAGAUGAAGCCCAAAGUGAAACGAGGCCAGGCCACCGAUCCCCAGAGCGUUGCUGCAAGGAUGCGCAGGGAGCGUAUCAGCAAGCGGAUGAAGAUUUUGAGCGCUAUCGUCAUGCCUAAUGCCAUUCCCAGCAAGGUAACUUUUUGAUAUUUUGUCAAACUUAAUCCCCUGGUGUGCAGGGCAAUCAUUGCUGGCAGGUGGACAGAGUGUCCAGACUCCCAAUGUGUAAUGGGUUGCUGGACCCGCUUUCCAGCAGGUGCAGCUGCGAACUAAAAGAUUGAAGCAACCAGGAAGCCCCCUAGGGGAGAGGUGCUCUUACCACACCUUCUAAUGGGGGGGCUGGCUUUCAAAGAAAAAGAAAAAUAGAAUAAAUACGAAAAGAUUCAAAAGAAUGAAUUAAAAAAGAAAAG
Molecule: messenger RNA, 5740 nt
Organism: Chara braunii
Lineage: Eukaryota; Viridiplantae; Streptophyta; Charophyceae; Charales; Characeae
Source: the annotation of a GenBank genome assembly